GUUUUUAUGAGCUUUUAGUGUUGGCUGCAUUGAUGUUGGAAAAUGGCAUCUGCAAUUUAAUUUGUAUGUGAAGUUAGGGUUAAGUGUGUGUUUCAAGUUAGUAAUGUGUCUGAAGGUUGUGAAAAGAAGAUGAACUGCUACACUACCCAAGACUUCACAUCUCAAAUAAAUUUACAGUCAUGUACUACAAGUAAAAGUUGGAUGUCACUAAUAUUGAAAUGGUGAAUUCUCAAUCUAUUUUGUGCCAUAAGGAAAUUAUAACUCAAGGUGUAUGGGGUGACAGACCACGAGAGGGUGGAAAGUGUACUGUAAUCAUUGAUGAUAUUGUGACAGAAAAUAUUGCCCUGGAUGAAGUUCAGCAUGCAACGAUGUCCAUUUAUUUGGGUUUGGAAUUUAAUGGAUCAUUGAUUAUAGGUGACAGUGAUACAGAUAUAGACCGAAGUCUUGAGAGAUGUAUUCAGGCAAUGCUACACAUGGAAGUAAGCAUGAUUAUUUUGACAUUUCCUCCAAAAUUAUGUAGUGAAACUAGUUUAAAAACAAGAACUGUUAAGUGCAAAGUUCAUUUGAAAGAAAUACACAAUGAACCUUAUAUUUUUGAGUGGAAUGACAGUAAGAAAUAUGAAUUAGCUAUGUAUCAUAAGGUACGUGGUGUAGAGCUUUACAGGUGUGGCAGGACUAGAGAUGCCUUUUUGAGAUUUAGCAAAGCUAUAAAAUUUCUGAUAACUAUUAUACCUGUUGAAGAUUACACCUCUGCUGUGCAGAGGGAUGAUGUAAUGUCAUUACGUGUUAUAUUAUGCAACAACAUUGCUUCGUGUCAACUUCAGUAUAAGAAUUAUUGUCAUGUAAUAAAAAUGUGCAACAAAGUUCUGUUUCUAGAGCCUAAUAAUGUUAAGGCUCUUUUUCGAAGAGCUGUUGCUUACAUGGGGAGUCAAGAGUUUGAUAAAGCUAAAGAAGAUUUGAACCGGGUACAACAACUAGAGCCAGGAAAUGCAGCAGCAAGAGAGAAACUACGGGAAUUGAAACAGUGGCAAAGGGAAAGUGAUGCUAAAUUGGCAGCUUCUAUAAAGAAAAUGUUUUCGUAAGUAUGGCAUGCCGCAAAAUGAAUAUACCCACAGUUAAAGUUGAAUAUUUCUUUUAUAAUUCUGGAUAUCAGUGCUUUUGUAAGUUUUAUUUAUAUUAAUAAAUAUCUACAUGUUUCCUGUGAUCUGUUUAUUAUCGGUCUAAGCCCCCAGUUUCUGAGAAUGCAUUGUUGAAUAUAUGUAUAGGGAUGGAUAAUUUAGCAUCAUAAUUAUGAAAUUUAAUCUUAUGGUGUAUAUGGUUCUGUGUGGUUCUCUUGUGUGUUCCAUAUUUCUUGAAUAUGAACAUUUUGUAGGGCUUUUUGUAGCUUAAG
Molecule: messenger RNA, 1390 nt
Organism: Zootermopsis nevadensis
Lineage: Eukaryota; Metazoa; Arthropoda; Insecta; Blattodea; Termopsidae
Gene: Bdbt
Product: Bride of doubletime
Molecular function (GO): protein binding
Source: RefSeq, a predicted model, not a curated record